Messenger RNA from Anisakis simplex (herring worm), 1194 nucleotides. Lineage: Eukaryota; Metazoa; Nematoda; Chromadorea; Rhabditida; Anisakidae. The record is from the annotation of a GenBank genome assembly.
AUGAAUACGAACGGUGAUCAAUAUGAAUCGACAAUUGUCAGCGAUGGUUCCAUCACGGGUCUUGUUCCAACAGUAUCUGAUGAGAAUAUCGUUCGGAGAACAUCUCCGGCGCUGAGUGGCGACGGAGACAGUCCGGUUAAAUAUCGAACGCCAUACGCCGUUCUACCGUCUACGGAAUCAUUCGAAGAUGUUGGUCGUCGAACAAUCUACGCAAUUGAUUGCGGUGGCUCGCUUGUCAAAGUGGUCUACACAUGUAUUGAAGAAGAUGAGAACACCAAUGAGCUGGAAUCUCGAUUGAAGUUUCGAAAAUUUCAACGGAUUGAGCAUUGUCUUGAAUUCAUUCGAGCGCAUUCAAAUGCUUCGGGAUACGGCACAAUUGAAUCGCCGAUCAUGUGCACAGGUGGAGGCGCCUUUAAGUAUGAGGCACUAAUCGGACAAACUCUGAAUCUUAAAGUGGAACCUAUUGAUGAGAUGGCUGCCUUAGUGAAAGGAUGUUGUUUUCUGUUGAAGUAUAUCAAGGACGAGUCGUUCACCUACCAUCAUGACGAAGAACCGUUCAAGCAAUAUCAGUAUAGACCAAUCGAGCAGACAGUGGCGUUUCCGUUCCAGUUGGUCAACAUUGGAACGGGUAUUUCGGUGAUUAAGAUAGAAUCAGAGAACGAAUUUGCACGAAUUGGUGGUAGUACGAUGGGUGGUGGAGCAUUCACGGGCCUUGGUUCACUUCUGACAAGUGCAAAAUCGUUUGAUGAUUUGCUGAAGAAAGCUGAGAAGGGUGAUCACCGGAACGUGGAUACACUCGUGGCGGAUAUAGCAUCGACAUCGCAUGAUACAUUGGGAUUGCCGGAUUCUCUCAUCGCUGGAUCAUUCGGAAAGUGUGUGGAUAUGAAGAAACGAGACGAGUUGAGGGGUAAGGAACAGUCCGAAAACGAUAUGACGAAAAGUUUGCUGCUGAUGUUCAGCAAUUCAAUUGGACAGAUGGCAACGUUGUAUGGUAAACAACACCAAGUGAAACGGAUCUAUUUUGGCGGUUACUUCAUUCGAAAGCAUCCACUUACAAUGCGCACGAUCUCAUAUGCCGUCAACUACUGGAGUAAGGGCGAAAUUGAGGCACUCUUCUUGAAACACGAAGGGUAUAUUGGCGCUGUUGGUGCAUUCUUAGAGCACCUAAAUCAAGUAAAAUCAGAUAGCAGCUGA